Molecule: messenger RNA, 2049 nt
Organism: Eleginops maclovinus (Patagonian blennie)
Lineage: Eukaryota; Metazoa; Chordata; Actinopteri; Perciformes; Eleginopidae
Gene: leap2
Product: liver-expressed antimicrobial peptide 2
Exons: 3
Coding region: 162-473 (103 amino acids)
Biological process (GO): antimicrobial humoral immune response mediated by antimicrobial peptide; defense response to bacterium
Source: RefSeq, a predicted model, not a curated record
GCCUUCCCUGCCGCUGCCACUGCUGAGUCAGGCUGCCUUCAACAAACUUCCUCCACUUAUGAAAAGCUGAUCCACACAACCUCACGGGAAAGUUGAGUGCUCCAGAAGGUCUUGGACAUCAGAUCAAUUUUACUGAGGACUGAAGAUCAAAGAGCGUGAAGAUGCAGGACAACAAAGUCUUCUUCACUCACAGCAAAGCUGCAGUAGCACUGUGCAUGGCGCUGCUCAUGCUGACUCAGCAGGUGUGUGCAGGUCCGUUGGCCCCUCAGGUAAAGUCCAGCUCCGAGCUGAGUGCAGAUGUAAGCGUCCGCACCCUGAGGAGGACAGCCCGGAUGACCCCGCUGUGGAGGAUCAUUAACAGUAAACCCUUCGGAGCUUACUGCCAGAACAACUACGAGUGCUCCACCGGACUCUGCAGGGCAGGACACUGCUCCAACAGCCACCGCUCCCCCAAUGAGCCGGUCAAGUACUAGAAAAACCAGCAGCGCGUUUACAUGAGUGUCCAGCCAUAAUCUGGGAUGGAGCACAAAUCCAGGCUUUCAUUUUGUAUUUUUUUAAACGGUAUUAUCUUUGUAUGUCCAAGCAAGUUGCUGAUUUUACACACAUUUACACAUCAGGUAGUUAUAUGCAAGAAAAAGGCGUGUAUUGCUGCACUUGUUGUAUUUCAAAAAGCAAAUAAACGGGGGGCUGUAAGAGGGGGGCUGAGGCAUUGGGGUAAAGUGCAAAAAAACGUAAGAAGGGAGUCUUUUAUACUUGAUGUUUUCCAUGGUGUGAUUAUGUUUAUAUAUUUCAGGGUCCAUACAACUUAAAUGACUUAUUUCAUACGGCAAAGGAUCUAAAGUCUUUCAGCCCUGAUCUCAAAGUUGAGACGUUAUGAGUGAAAAUGAAAAGAAAAGUAAGAUUUCAUUAAUAUCUGUACGGUGGCCUUAGCUCUGUAAAUGAUGUAUUGUAGCACAGAAAAGACUUUGAGCCUUUUGGCCUUCACAUUUCUUCCCUUUUUGUAAUCGCUGUCUCGUGUCAUGUUUGAUAGGUUAUCACUUGACUGUUUGCAUAGAAGGUCUUAUCAAUCCACUGAUAUGUGCCAAAUGGAAACAUGUGUUUCGCUCUAUGCAAAGAGAAAUUGUUCGUGUUAGUUUGCAACGAUAGUGUAGGAUAGGAUGCCGUAAGAGCAUUUUCCCUGAUUUCUUAUUAAUUCUGGCGUCUGUUAUGGCAACAAAAUGUGUUCCCUUAGACCCAAGACAUUCGAGAAAUUAAGAAUAACUAUCAAAAAGCUUUAGAAACCCCAACAAGCUUAAAAACCCAAGGCACCAAAUCCUAUUUUGAACUCUUGAUUUAACCACCUGACAGGCUGCAAUCUCAGUUGACUGUCAGAGGCAAAAAGUGGACGGGCCAAAUAUAGACAAAGCAAAGUAGGGAAAAGGGCAAAAUGGAGAAAAGCAUCGAGAAGGAUCCAAAGUUACUAGCAAAGUUUUAGCAUCCUUCUGAUUUUAUUUUUACGAUUGUGUCGAUCAUUAUUCAUUCUGUAAUGCAUGCAUGCAGAUUGGUAAUGCGGUGAUUCUCGUACUUUAUUUAUUUUAUCCUGUCUAAAUUGUACCCAUAUACACCACAUGUACCUUUUUUAAAUAUAUAUUUGUUUAUGAUAUGUUAAUGGUCUCUAGAAAAAUCAGAACCCUGAUUGGAUUUUUUGUUAGCCUUUCACAGGGGAUUUUUUGUUUCGUUUUCGCCAAUAACCAAUUCAACAAAUAUCUCGCCUGAGUGUACAACUAUCAGGAACUUAUGACCAGCACAACUUAUUUUUUGCACAUCCAUCCCCUCAUUGUGAAACGUUCGUGGAUUUCGCUUGGACUCGCCUGCAUAGUUUACUUCAUGCACAGAGCAGGUGGUUGCUGAUAUUUUGUACACUCAGCAUGUCUGAGAAAUGUUUGAGUAGGAUUGCACUUUUAAACCCAAAUUAUCUUUGUACUGUGUACUGUCUACUGUAUGUACUGUAUUAACUACAUGUAGAGGGCUGGGGGGCAAGUGGAAUUAAAGCAUUGGAGAAAAAAUUCA